This is a messenger RNA of Ogataea philodendri, 807 nucleotides long. RefSeq lists its product as uncharacterized. Lineage: Eukaryota; Fungi; Ascomycota; Pichiomycetes; Pichiales; Pichiaceae. The transcript has a single exon. The record is from RefSeq and is a predicted model, not a curated record. The coding region runs from base 1 to 807 and encodes 268 amino acids.
AUGGGACAGGGAGACCGUGUUCUGGACAGGGCCUGGAGUCGUUUUACGACGUCCGACCGGCUACCUAUCACAGACACAGGUGCGCUUAUUGAUGAGAUCGAACAGAUAUGGGGACAGACUCUUCUUUCGGCAGAUUACAAGGCAUUCUGGGUAGACACCAUUCUGGAGCAUCCCAGAAGAAGUUUGACCAAAGAGGAGUUUCUGACUCUAUUCAGAAUGCUUUUUGAAGUUGAAUUCCAGGAUUUGUUUGAUUCAGAUACAAAUAUUACGAAAAGAACCGAUACACGAACUGUAAAUACAGAAGCCUUAUCAAAGUUAUCGCUGGCUGAACAGAAACAGCGCCUGUUUCACAAAAUCAGCAUUCUCAAGGGAACACUGAACGCACAACGGAAACGAAGCUCCAACGCGGACCGCACGUUGGAAUUGGAGCUCAACAAGCGGUUGGUGGAUUGUUACGAGACUCUGGUUCAGUUGUAUGACGAGACACCAAUUGGACUUGAGUCGACCGAUCCGGAGCUCGUGGCGGUGGUUCGACGACAAGAGGAGCUGCUGGUGAGGUUCCAGCGCAAAUUGCGUCGAACAGCGAAAAUCAAGCUCUGGAAACGAUAUUUGUGGAUAAUCGUGACACUGGCCACUGUGUUUGCUAUCACAUCGUACGUUCUUGGGCUGCUUGCAGACUUGCCUGCGUCCACCGACGACGAUCUCGUUCCCAACGGGUACCGGCGAUUGCCUAACCGAUUUUUCGAUUCGCUGAAUCCGCUGGAUAUGGUGAUCUACUCUAUAUUUGAGUGGCUAGGAUAUGUAUAA